AGAUUGAUGAGUGCAAGGAAAUGUACAACCCCGCAUUUCGUGGAGAGAGCAGCGAAAUGCAUCGGGCUGUUCGCCAGGCGGUGGUUCAGGAUACGGGGAAGAUGCGGCGCGACCAUAUUGACGACACGAGAAGGCUCCGGUCCGACGUGCAUGGUCUGCGCUCACUUGUGAGGGCGAUGAGAGACAACCAGCACAGGCACCAGCAGCAGACGGACCCUCUCGUCCAGGAGCUGCAGAAGCAAAACGCCGAACUGCGUCAAGCGAACGAGCUGCUCAUCGAGCAGAACAAGCUGCUGAUCGAGCAAAACAACCUGCAUCUCCUGCAGCUCGAGAAGGGCAAGCAGCAGAUCGAGAACACCAAGCAACAGCUUGAGCAAGGAAAGCAACAGCUCGAGAAGAGCAUGCAGAUGUUGAGCAGACCGAGCAACUGAAGCAGCUCUUAAACCAGAAGCACGCGUCUGCACAGACUGCCGACCCCGCUUCCCCGAAGAAGAAGCGAGACAGGCUCGCGUGGCGUUCAAAGGGCCAGCAACAUUGCCGAUGGUUUUGGGCGGGAGGGAAGAGCACUGGAGAGUCCUCCGUCCAUUCUGUUCCUGUUUCAAUUUUUCCUGUUUUCUGUUUCGCCUCUCUCGCGGUCUUGAUGAUGUGGUUGUCUGAUCUUGCCUGCUUCUUCUGUGGCGAUCAUCCGCGGGGAUACGGACAACAAUAUGGCUGAUGGGGGUUGGGAUCAAGGUUCUGGGACGGCGCACAUGAUGGGUAUGAGGUCCAGGCUGGCAAUCACAUGGUAUGGCGUCGGGAUUGUAAGGACUCAUUUGGCCGGCUCGUGAUAGGGGAGGUACGGAGUAAUUACCUAGGUAUCGGAGCCAUUAAUUCCUUCUUACUGUGAUAAACAUCUAUUGCGCAGCGUGUUGUGUGGGAUGCAGAAUGCAACAGAGGAGGAGAAUGAAUCUGGUGAUGAACUGCGUGGUGGUCUGGGAGUGUAAGGAAGGUGAAGAACCUGGAAGGUGGCAGAAACCGGUAAGUUUGGUGGCUUGAGGGUUGGUUGUUCAGGGGGUCGUUUUCUGGUUAGGUAAGGUACUCAAGG
Molecule: messenger RNA, 1084 nt
Organism: Thermothielavioides terrestris NRRL 8126
Lineage: Eukaryota; Fungi; Ascomycota; Sordariomycetes; Sordariales; Chaetomiaceae
Exons: 2
Coding region: 57-431 (124 amino acids)
Source: RefSeq, a predicted model, not a curated record